Molecule: messenger RNA, 1582 nt
Organism: Hydractinia symbiolongicarpus
Lineage: Eukaryota; Metazoa; Cnidaria; Hydrozoa; Anthoathecata; Hydractiniidae
Product: two pore potassium channel protein sup-9-like
Exons: 2
Coding region: 352-1212 (286 amino acids)
Biological process (GO): potassium ion transmembrane transport; stabilization of membrane potential
Cellular component (GO): membrane
Molecular function (GO): potassium ion leak channel activity
Source: RefSeq, a predicted model, not a curated record
UUACCCAUUCCCAGAAAUGAUUUAAAACAGCCUCUUAUUAUUGAAUUAUGGUGACUUCUGCAUGUUUCUUUUUGGGUAAGUAAUACUGUAGUAAGUUGCUUAAUAAUUUGUUGCCUGUUAGUUGCUGAGCUAUCUUCCUUUGUUUCGGGCUUGUUUAGAGUUUAAAGAACUAACGUAUAUAGAAACCGGACGAGUUGAAACAAGGAUUACAGAAGUGCUUAAGUAGAGAUUAAUGCUAGUAAAAUAAUGUACUUAAAAUUAUAUCAAGCAUUUAAAAGUUUAUAAAGUUUAUAAAGACAAAACCAUGGCAAUCGUCUGAGUUUAGCGCGCGUUAACAAAACAUAUGCGGUGAUGUUUUCUUUAAACAAAAACUACAAAGAGUUAUAUAAAACUUUUGCUGUCCGUUUUAUUGUAUUCGUCGUUGUGUUGCUAACAGCGUCGCUUAUAUUUACGGCAAUCGAGAAAGGCAAUUAUACAGUGGCACCUUUCAGCAAAGUCGAUAUCAUCAGAAAUUUCAGUGCUAAACAUAACAUCAGCUUCGAGGAAAUUGAUGGAUUGAUCAACAUAGUCAAUAGUGAUUUAUGGCCAGAUGCUACCGAAGAUAUGACAUUUCAACAAGCGUUGGUGAUGACUAUGUCAUUAUUUUACACGAUAGGAUGGGGUCAUGUAAUUCCUGUCACAACUGGUGGACGUUUAUUCGCCGUCAUGAUAUCAUGCAUCGGGAUUCCUUUGACAUUCAUUAUGAUUCUGUCAGCUUCACGCAUCAUUGCGAAGCAUGCUUUCGAUUUUGUAUGUGUUCUGCAACGAAAAAGGCAAACAGAUUAUGAACACACUAAAGUUUCAACGAUAGCGUAUUUGGCUUUCAUGGUUGGUUUGUUUCUAUUCUUUUAUUUAAUUGGUUCGGUGUUGAUAAUGAAGAUUGAUAAAUUCUCAUAUGGCGAUGCCCUUUAUUACAGCUUCAUAACUCUGUCAACAAUCGGCUUCGGUGAUUUUUACCAAGCCGAAAUGUUUGAAAGCGAUCACCUUGGAAAACAAGUGGGCAUGACGUUGUUUAUGUUUUUCUGGGUGUUGAUUGGCUUAUCAAUUACUGCAUCACUGGUUAUCGUCAUAGCAUCAGUAAUAAAACUACCGACUUUGUCAAAAUCGAAAGUUGAAAAAAAGCCCAACAAUGAAAAUUUAAUUCAAAAUGAUGAAGAUCAAUGUUAUAUUUGAACAAGAAAACUUACAAGAGUGAAUUAUUUUUUGUCGAAACUCUACUACAUUUUACUAUCAGCUCUAAUUUUGUCAAAGUGCGUACUCGCGAACAAGGAAACUCGUGAGCUAAGCGGACAUUUCAGCCAAAUAAAAACGUGCCUGACGGCAUUCCGGCAGCUUUCCAUUAACCUUUUUGGGGUUUGUUCGAGCUGUUCUUCAAAUUGUAUGAUAUGGUGCUAUUUGAUAAUGACUUUUGAUAAAGCUUAUUAUAAAUACCAAAUAUUUGAAUAUUCUUUUAACCUUAGAUGGUUUUAUUAUGUAGAUUUGUAUUGUUACAAAAACUUUCGCAUUUGUAAUUUGUCUGGUUUCAACACAUAAUUACAAGACA